This is a messenger RNA of Oncorhynchus kisutch (coho salmon), 9554 nucleotides long. RefSeq names its product piezo-type mechanosensitive ion channel component 2-like. Gene Ontology annotation, cellular component: membrane. The transcript is spliced from 57 exons. NCBI's taxonomy places the organism in Eukaryota, Metazoa, Chordata, Actinopteri, Salmoniformes, Salmonidae. The record is from RefSeq and is a predicted model, not a curated record. Gene Ontology annotation, molecular function: mechanosensitive monoatomic ion channel activity. The coding region runs from base 1 to 8778 and encodes 2925 amino acids.
AUGGCGUCCGAGGUGGUCUGCGGGCUGAUCUUCAGAUUGCUUCUUCCGAUAUGUUUAGCAACAGCUUGUUUGUUCCGGUACAAUGGGCUAUCAUUCGUCUACCUCAUCUACCUCCUUCUUAUUCCCCUUUUCUCUGAGCCCACCAGCACAACCAUGCAGGGCGACACGGGGCGCCUGCUCAUGUCCCUGUGCUUCAGCAGUCUCAGCUUCCUGCUCUUCCACAUAAUCUAUCAGAUCACUGUCAACAGUCUAUUGGCCGGGAACAACAUAGACCCCGCCUUCAACUGUUCCGUGUGGGAGAGAUCCAUACGACAGAUCGGCUUUGAGAGUGUGAUAGGUGCAGAUGCAGGGAACGGUAUUCGUGUGUUUCUCCCUGACGUAGGGAUGUUUCUAACUGGUCUGGGCUGCUGGCUGCUGUGUCACAGUCUGGUCCAAAACAGACCACCAGAGGACGUGGUUUACGACUUCGAACCGGAGGAAGGGGCCGGAGAAGAGGAGGAAGAAAUGGAGGAUGAGGAAGAUGAGGAGGAGGAGGAGGAGGAAGAGGAGGAAGAAGAGGAGGAGGAAGAGGAGAGCACCAAGAUGAAGAUUCUGGGUUGCGUCGCUGCCGUGGCGUCCAAAGUGAAGGAGAUCAUUGGGAAUCUGAUCACCACCGCAGGGAAAGUGGUGGUCACCAUACUACUAGGGCUAACAGGUAUAAUUCUGCCCUCCCUGACGUCGGCGGUCUAUUUCUUCGUGUUCCUGUUCCUGUGUACGUGGUGGUCGUUCUGUCGGACCUUCGACACCCUCAUCUUCAGCUGUAUGUGUGUCCUCAUGGCCAUAUUCAGCGCUGGACACCUGGUCGUCCUCUACCUCUAUCAGUUUCAGUUCUUCCACGAGUUCAUUCAUCCAGAGGACAGCUACAUCAGUCUGUUCGGCAUCUCAUCCAUCAUCCAGACUGACUGCUCCUCCACAUGGAGGAUGAUAGUUAACCCUGAUCUGGCCUGGCACCACUUUGUUAACCCCAUCAUGCUGCUGCUGCUGUACUACACCCUGGCCACUCUCAUACGCCUCUGGCUCCAGGAAGAACCUAUAGAGGUAGGUAACACCCUAGUAUCUCUCAUACGCCUCUGGCUCCAGGAACCUAUAGAGGGACCUAUAGAGGUAGGUAACACCCUGGUAUCUCUCAUACGCCUCUGGCUCCAGGAACCUAUAGAGGUAGGUAACACCCUGGUAUCUCUCAUACGCCUCUGGCUCCAGGAACCUAUAGAGGGGUUGGUUGCAAAGUCCAAGGAGACGUCUUUUGACUACAUCUCCACCCUAGACUCAGUGGAAAAUGGACCGGUCCACCAGGACCUGUACUCCACCCCACAGUAUGAAAUGGACCAAAUCAAUAACAUGACAGAGAAGGAUGAAGGAAUGUGUGACUUCAGUCCAACCCUGCGAGAAGAGACUUCUGGGAUGGAGGGAGCGGAGGAGGAACAGGAGGAGGAGGAGGGCAGAGUGAAUGCUGUUGUAACCGUGUUCAGGUUCAUCAUGAAGCAGAGCUAUGUCUGUGCUCUCAUAGCCAUGAUGGCGUGGAGCAUCACGUAUGUUAGCUGGCUGACGUUUGUGUUCCUGAUGUGGUCGUGUAUGUUGUGGAUGGUGAGGGACCGUCGUCGUUACACCAUGCUAACCUCUCCCUUCAUGGUGCUCUACGGGAACCUGCUCAUUGUGCUGCAGUACAUCUGGAGCUUUGAGCUACUGGAGCCCGUACCUGGACUCUUCCUCAAGAUGGACGUGCCCUUCAGGCAGCUGGGUUCCAAGAUCCUAUGCCUGUUGAGCUUUUGGCUGUUGCUGAUACAGACUCUGACAGAGAGACAGGAGGAGCAGAGAGAGGAGGCUGUUGUACUCACUGACGUACAUGUGGAUAACCAACCCAAGAAGAAGAAGGAGGAGGAUGAGGAAGGAGGGGAGCAGGACAUCAUGCAGGUUCUGGGGAACAUGGUGAUGGAGAUGCUGGUGAAAUACUGGAUCUAUAUCUGUGGAGGAAUGUUCUUCUUCGUUAGCUUCGAGGGACGCAUGGUCAUGUAUAAGAUCAUCUACAUGAUGCUCCUCCUCUUCUGUGUGGCACUCUAUCAGGUGCACUAUGAGUACUGGAGGAGGAUCCUGAAGUACUUCUGGAUGUCUGUGGUGGUCUACACCAUGCUGGUCCUCGUCCUGGUCUACACCUUCCAGUUUGAGACUUCUCUACCCUUCUGGUCUAACAUGACUGGCAUGAGCAAAGAGAAACUGAAGGACCUGGGGCUAGAACAGUUCUCCGUAUCGAUGCUCUUCACACGCAUCUUCAUCCCCACCUCCUUCCUCCUGGUGUGUAUCCUUCACCUUCACUACUUCCACGACCACUUCCUGCUGCUCACGGACCUGAAGGAUGUGUCCCAAAAACAGGACAGCACCAUCUACAGUAAUGCUAAAGUCAAUGGCCGUGUGUAUCUGAUCAUGAAUAGAUUGGUACACCAGGAUGGAAGCCUGGCUGACAUCACCAUGCUCUAUUCUGGAGAAGGAGUGAUACGGGUGGAGGACGAGAAGGAGAGAAACCUGAUGAAGGAGAAGAAUGGAGGGAUGAAGCAGAAAGGAGGACUCUGUCAGUCUAUAGACCCGUGUCGGUCGUUCAACAAGUCUUUUGAGUCCAAAUCCAGUUCAGGGCCGGGGAAGAGUGGAGACUGCAGUGUGGGAACUGAGCCAGAGCCCUCCACAGAACACACUACCUCAGGUAUACAGAACACACUACCUCAGGGGAAGAGUGGAGACUGCAGUGUGGGAACUGAGCCAGAGCCCUCCACAGAACACACUACCUCAGACCUAAAGAAUAAGUGGCCCCUGGUGGUGGACCGUCUGACUGUGCUGUUCCUCAAGUUCCUGAAAUAUUUCCACAAGCUGCAGCUCUUCAUCUGGUGGCUCCUAGAGAUGCACAUCAUCAAGAUCAUCUCCUCGUGCAUCAUACUGGUCUCUGUCAAGGAGGUGUCCUUGUUCAACUACGUGUUCCUGGCGUGCUGGGCCUUCGCUCUACCCUUCAGUCAGUUCAGACCCCUGGCCUCCAGUAUCUGUACAGUGUGGACCUGUGUUAUCAUUGUCUGUAAGAUGUCGUACCAGCUGGAAUCUAUACAACCUGCCUCUUACUCCAAGAACUGCUCCAUGCCAAUAAACUACACAGAGAAACAGAGAGAAGAGAUGAAAGACUCUCUGCUGUACACGGAGCCAGUAGACCCUACCAACUGGGUCGGUCUCAACAAGUUCAACCCUCUACUGGAGAACCUCAGGAACAACCUGCUGAUGUUGGCCAUGCUGGCGUUUGAGGUGACCAUCUACCGUCACCAGCAGUACUACAGGCUGAGGAACAAGCUCACCGCGCCCACCGCUCGCAUCAUCUUCCAUGACAUCACGCGUCAACACCUCGACAACGGCAUCGUCAACUGUGCCAAGUACUUCAUCAACUACUUCUUCUACAAGUUUGGGCUGGAGACAUGCUUCCUACUGGCGGUGAAUGUGAUUGGCCAGCGUAUGGACUUCUAUGCUGUGCUGCAUGCCUUCUCUCUGAUAGCCGUGAUGUACAGACGGAGGAGGAAAGCUAUAGCUGAGAUCUGGCCUAAAUACUGUUGUUUCCUGGCCUGUCUGCUAACCUGGCAGUACUUUGUCUGCAUCGGGAUACCACCUGCAGCCUGUGAAGACUACCCAUGGAGGUUCCCAAACUCUACAAUGGACUCCAACGUCAUCAAGUGGCUUUAUUUACCUGACUUCCACACCAACCCCAACCCAAUCUUUCUCGUCUAUGACUUCAUGCUCCUCCUCUGCGCCUCACUCCAGAAGAGUAUAUUUGAAGAGGAAAACAAGGCAGCUGUCCGUCUCAUGGCCGGAGAUAACGUGGAGAUCUCUAGAGACCUAGACGCAGCCUCUUUCAGCAUCCACAACCCUGUCCCCGACUUUAUACAUUCCAGGUCCUACCUGGACAUGCUGAAGGUCAUCAUGUUUAGCUACCUGUUCUGGUUCGUCCUCACCAUCAUCUUCAUCACCGGCACCACCCGUAUCAGUAUCUUCUGUUUGGGCUAUAUAGUGGGAUGUUUCUACUUCCUGCUGUUUGGUGGGGAGCUGCUGCUCAAACCAAUCAAAAAGAUCCUCCACUACUGGGACUUCCUGAUUGCCUAUAACGUGUUUGUGAUCACCAUGAAGAACAUCCUGUCUAUCCUGGCCUGUGGUUACAUCAAUGUCCUGGUGGUCAACAACUGUUGGUUGAUCCAGCUCCUCAGUCUGGCCUGCACCAUCAAGGAGUAUAAGGUCGUCACCAACAGAGACUUCACACACGGUGGUAAGAAGUGUGAUCUGCCCAGCGACGAGGCUGGGAUCAUCUGGGACAGUAUCUGUUUUGCCUUCCUGCUGUUGCAGAGACGCGUCUUCAUGAGUUACUACUUCCUACAUGUGGUGGCUGACAUCAGGGCCUCACAGAUACUGGCCUCCAGAGGGGCUGAAUUGUUCCAGGCAACUAUAGUGAAGGCAGUCAGAGCCAGACUGGAGGAAGAGAAGCAGUCUAUGGAACAGCUGAAGAGACAGAUGGACCGUAUAAAGCAGCGCCAGGAGAAGUUUAAGAGAGGGAAGAAGAUGUUGAGCCAGGAAGAGAACCCCAUCCUUCCACAGGAGUCUGGAGACAGAGAGAACCCCAUCCUUCCACAGGAGCAGCAGGAGAGAGAGAAAGAACAAAAACAAGAACAAUCUAAGACUAAAAAAAAGCAGUGGUGGCAGCCUUGGGUUGACCACGCCUCCAUGGUGAGAAGUGGAGAUUAUUACUUGUUUGAAACCGACAGUGAAGAAGAGGAGGAAGAGAUGGAGAGAAGAGAGGGUCUACUGUCUCCCAAGAAGUCGGCGUUUCAGUUUGUCUACCAUGUCUGGAUAACAGACUCCAAGACAGCCAUGAAGAAACAAAGCAAAGAGAAGCACAAGUUCUGGAAGAGGUACACCAAGAGAGACAAACGCAAAAAGGACAAGAUGGAUGGUCAUGUGACUAUAGAGUUCGGAGAGACAGAGGAGGAUCAGAAGGGAGGAGAGGAAAAGAAGUCUGAUGGACCAGACAACGUCUUGAAGCGAGUGUUCAACAUCAUCCAGUUCACCUGGGUGUUGUUCCAGACCACGGUGGAGAGCUUUACCAAGUGGAUGAACAACGUGUGUAGAGAACACAUAGACAUCUCCACCGUGCUGCGCAUUGAGAGAUGCAUGCUCACUAGAGAGGUCAAAAAGGGUAAUGUCCCAUCCAGAGACAGUAUCCAUGUGUACUACCAGAAGCAGAUGCGUAUAUACAUGUCGCAGGGCUCUAGUCUGGACCGGCUCAUUGAGGAGGACAGUGUGUCGUGGUCUCACAGGGUCCGUAGAAGGAGAGGCAGCUAUCGUAUGGAGAGCCAGGACUCCAUUGUGUCUAUGGCCUCCAGGGAUAGUAUAUCCAGUGCCUACACUGAGGCCACCAUGCUGUUCUCCCGCCAAGACACGCUGGACGAGCUGGACGGAAUGCCGCCAGACGUUCCUAUUCCCAAAACCAGCGAGCGUGUCCGGCCCAAACUCUGUAAGAUUUACGGCCUGGACGCUUCCAAGUCGACUGACAGCAGCAGUAGCCAAGUGUCCAGCGAGGCGACUCAGUGCAUCACUCUCUAUUCACGGCAAGGCACCAAUGACACCAUCGAGGAGGUGGAUGACGAACAGGACCUGGGGGAGGACAGGCAGAACGAACCCUUGGGACCCUCACAUCCGGAGACAGAGGGGGCUGAGGGAAGCCCCUGGGUAGAUGGUCCAACUUCGACCUUCCUGGCCCUUCGAUCAGGGUCCCAGGACUGUACCACUGACAGUGACGAUGGAGGUGUCCGGCAAGAGUACCGGAACACAGAGGAGCGGGACCGGGCGGGUCAGCUGGACACCUCGGAUGCUCCAAACACCUCGGACACUGACAUGCCUUCCAGCUACAACAAGGCGGUGAGCUUUGACCGACUGGAGGUGAGUGAGGAUGAGAGCGACAGGGACGAUAAGAGGAUGAUGGCGAUGACCCCAGACACCAGCCGGUCAGACUAUCUGGACGAUCACCUGCUGCCCUCUCUGACCACUGAGCUGACCGCCAGCGAACUGCUGCUCAACAAGAUGUUCCAUGAUGAGGAGCUAGAGCGGUCGGAGCGGUUCUAUGUGGGCCAGCCCCUGGUGCUCCAGUUGGUCUAUGCUCUGUAUAACAUGCUGGUGGCCCACUCUGAGAUGGUGUGUUACCUAGUCAUCAUCCUCAACAACAUGCUGUCAGCCUCCUGCGUCACCCUGGUCCUCCCCAUCCUCAUCUUCCUCUGGGCCAUGCUGUCCGUACCGAGACCCAGUAAGAGGUUCUGGAUGACCGCCAUCGUUUAUACCGAGGUCGCCAUCGUCAUCAAGUACUUCUGCCAGUUUGGCUUCUUUCCCUUCAACCAGAACCCGAAGGUGAACGGGAAUAAACCCUACCACCCUCCAAACAUCAUCGGAGUGGAGAAGAAAGAUGGAUACGUCGUCUAUGACCUCAUACAGCUUCUGGCGCUCUUCUUCCACAGGUCCAUCCUGAAGUGUCAUGGUCUCUGGGACGAAGACGACCUUAAGGACACCAAGAAGGAGAUCCUUCGCCAGGACACUGAGUCGAAGGAACACGAGAAGGAGAGGGACGCCACUCCCGUGCCGUCCUACCCCCGCGAGAGGAAGGGGUCGACACAGACCCUCAGGUCUAUAAAUCUGGGCGUGGGCACCUCCGUGGACUCCAUGCACUACCUCCAGCAACAGCAGCAGACCUACCAGAGAAGAAAGAGCUCCAGUGGAGGGUCUCAUAUCUCCCACCAGUCAGUCCACUCUUUACGCUCCAAGAGAGGCAGCACCAACUCCAGGAACAGUAGCCGUAGAGAUUGGAGUGAGGUGUCAGUGCAGCAGAAGACCAAGAAACAGCUGAUCAUGGAGAAACUCAAAGAACAGAUAAUCAAAGCCAAGACCUUCACUAUCAAGAGGACCAUGAAGGUGUACCUGCCCAUCCGUCAGUUCUUCUACAACCUGGUCCAUCCAGAGUACAGCGCUUUGACAGAUGUCUAUGUCCUCAUGUUCCUGGCUGACACCGUCGACUUCAUCAUCAUCGUCUUCGGUUUUUCUGCUUUUGGGAAACACUCAGCGGGAGCCGACUUCACGUCGUCUCUGUCGGAGGACCAGGUUCCCGGAGCCUUCCUGGUGAUGAUUCUGAUCCAGUUUGGGACCAUGGUGGUGGACCGGGCCCUGUACCUCAAGAAGACAGUGCUGGGAAAAGUCAUCUUCCAGGUGAUCCUGGUGUUCGGGAUCCACUUCUGGUUGUUCUUCAUCCUCCCCGGACUCUCUGAUAGGCGUUUCAAUGAGAACACAGUAGCCAAGCUGUGGUACUUUAUCAAGUGUAUCUACUUUGGGCUGUCAGCCUAUCAGAUCCGCUGUGGCUACCCCACCAGGGUCCUGGGUAACUGCCUCACCAAGAGCUACAACUACACCAACCUCUUCAUGUUUCAAGGGUUCCGUAUGAUCCCGUUCCUGUCUGAGUUGCGUGCAGUGAUGGACUGGGUCUGGACCGACACCUCUCUGUCUUUAUCCUCUUGGAUCUGUGUGGAAGAUAUCUACGCUCACAUCUUCGUCCUCAAGUGCUGGAGGGAGUCAGAGAGGAGAUACCCCCAGCCGCGGGGCCAGGCGAAGAAGCCGGUGGUAAAGUAUGGGAUGGGAGGGAUGAUCGUCAUGCUUCUGAUCUGUAUCAUCUGGUUCCCUCUACUCUUCAUGUCUCUGAUCAAGUCUGUGGUGGGGGUGGUCAACAGACCACUGGACGUCUCCUUCUCCAUCACCCUGGCCGGGUUCCAGCCGAUCUUCACUAUGAGUGCUCAGCAGAACCAGCUCAGAGAAGUCUCCAAACAUGACAUCCAUGGCACCUUCAUGAGCUCAUACCAGUCCUAUCCUGAAGCGAUGCGAUGGUUGGAGUACUACAUGCCAGAGGAUCUGACCAUAGCUGAGUUGGAGGGAAGCUCUAACAGUCUGUGGACCAUCAGUCCUCCCAGUAGAACUAAGAUCAUGGAGAUGCUCAGCUCCAAGGAGCAGUUCCCCAUCACUGUAGCUUGGUCUAUCCAACGGAACCUGACUCUGGGAGCGAAGGCUGAGUUUGCGACUGGGAAGAAAGUGACGUUCCUGGAUGAGGCAACCAAACUGGAGCUGAGCCUACUGCUCAACGGGACCAGACGAGACAGAGUGGUGAUAAAGCACGUCUUCCCGCGGUACCUCCGAGCCCCUAGUGACUCCGAGGCCAAGCCAAUAGAACAACUGUAUAAAGAGAAGGUGUACAUGAGCAUCACUUUGGCGUUGGAACGUUCCCAUAACGACUCAGCAGAGGUCCAGGAGUGGUGGAUCGUGAACCAGACAGAUCCGGGACAGAUCAGCGUUCGUAGGCCCAAGCACCUGUACGACGCUGGGCUGGAGCUCUAUGUCUUCAGUGACCAGGUCAGCCCUCCUAGUCUGGGUUUCCUGGCUGGAUACGGGAUCAUGGGUCUGUACGCCUCCGUGGUGCUAGUCAUCGGUAAGUUUGUCCGUGAGUUCUUCAGCGGUGUCUCCCACACCAUCAUGUUCGAGGAGCUGCCCAACGUGGACCGCAUCCUGAAGCUCUGCACUGACAUCUUCCUGGUCCGAGAGACGGGAGAGCUGGACCUGGAGGAAGACAUGUACGCUAAACUCAUCUUCCUCUAUCGCUCGCCUGAGACUAUUAUCAAAUGGACCAGGGACAAGACUCAGUGAGCCUGGUUGUAUAGGGUAGUUAUCCAUUAACGUGGAUAGAAGUUUAACAGUGUUUCUCAACCACUGACUAGUCCGUGAAUACUUGACCAAUCUCUGGGACGUUGAUGUUACUGACUGACCUGAGAACUAUUCUUAAGUGUUAUUGAUUUUUAUGUAAGAAAGGAAGGAAGGACCAAAGCUUGCCAGUCCCUGUUGAGAAAACGGUUGAGAAACACUGCCUUAGAACACAAAAAAACAAACUUUUCCUGAUUGGAGCUCCUGGUUCAUGUGAUUGUGCAAUAUUAUAGAGUUCUUCAUCAUGUCCCCCGAGACGACCAUUUUGAAGGAUGUUUUCAUUGCUACAUACGAGACGGCCAUUUUGAAAGAUGUCAUUGCUACAUACGAGACGGCCAUUUUGAAAGAUGUUGUCAUUGAUACAUACGACGGCCCUUUUGAAGGAUGUUGUCAUUGCUACAUAUGAGACGGCCAUUUUGAAGGAUGUUGUCAUUGCUACAUACAAGACGGCCAUUUUGAAGGAUGUUGUCAUUGCUACAUACGAGACGGCCAUUUUGAAGGAUGUUGUCAUUGCUACAUACGAGACGGCCAUUUUGAAGGAUGUUGUCAUUGCUACAUACGAGACGGCCAUUUUGAAGGGUGUUGUCAUUAUUCCACACAAGACGACCAAGAUUGCAGGCGACUACGCCAUCUUGUUAAUGUCUAAAACAGAGAGCUACUUCAAAAGACGCUAAUGACAAUCUAUACUUGCCUUAUUUAGUUUGUUUGUAUGAGAAACUAAA